AUCAGUUCCGUGUCAACACGGAAAACGGUGGUAUGGAUGAGUGACAGCCGAGCGUUCAACAUAAUACACUCUGGAGACAAGAAGACUCGCUGAAAUGUGUGACAGAGAUGAAGAAUUUGCGAUUGCACUUGCCAGGGUCACUUCUUCUGCUAGGGCUGUGCGUCGUGCAGUGUUAUGGCGGUCAUUCAGUUACUCUUCCAGAGACCUUGUUGUUUGUGUCCACUCUGGAUGGGAGUUUCCAUGCAGUCAGUAAGGUCACCGGAAACAUCAAAUGGACGCUGAAGGAGGACCCAGUGAUCCAGGUGCCGGAAUAUAUUGCCCAGCCAGGAUUCCUGCCAGAUCCUAUUGAUGGCAGCCUAUAUGUUCUUGGGGGAAGGAACAAAGAAGGCUUAAUGAAACUCCCAUUCAGCAUCCCAAAACUGGUUCAGUCAUCACCAUGCCGUGGAUCUGAGGGAGUCCUGUACACAGGAAAGAAACUGGAUACUUGGUUUUUAGUGGAUCCCAAGACAGGCGAGAAACAGACCACCUUAACCACUGAGUCUUCUGACAGCAUUUGCCCAUCAGUCCCACUCCUGUACAUUGGACGUUCAGAGUAUGUAAUCAGUAUGUAUGACACCAAGAGUCGUGAGCUUCUGUGGAAUGUCACCUACAAUGAGUACUCUUCAUUACCGAUUGAAGAUCCUGUAGAGUACAAAAUGGCACACUUUGCCUCAAGUGGUGAUGGCAUACUGGUUACAUUAGACCGAAACACAGGAAAAGUGCUCUGGAGACAAAAUUUUGGUUCACCAGUAGUGAACCUGUACAUUUGGCAACAAGACAGCCUACGCAGGAUCCACCACAUGAAUGUCGCCAUGGAGACGUUGCGAUAUCUGACAUUCCACUCUCAAGAUAUCCAUAUGAUGCAGUGGAGUCACCCUUCUACAAAGGAGCAGACUAGUAGCAGGACACAACUAUUCCCUUCUCUUUAUGUUGGUAAAUUUGCCAGCAGUUUCUAUGCAUCCACUUCUCUUGUCCAUGAAGGAGUAGUCAUGGUGCCACGAGGCCUUAUUCUUGCUCGAAUUGAUGGUCCAACAACUAAAGAGGUAACUGUGCGAGAGAGUGGAGGGUGUGAGAUCACCCCCAGCACAAAUGUCAAAUACCCAGAAGGUAGCUCCACCAGUGUUAUCCACAAUCAUUGGCUUUUGAUAGGUCACCAUGAGCUACCUCCAGUGGCACACACAACAGUCCUGCGUACAUUCCCUGCAGGCAUGAAGAAAGACAGCGAGGUGGUCAUCCCACCAAAGGAAGAAAAAACAAUGUUGGAUGAUUUCCCUGAAUUACAUGACAGCACAGUUCAUAGUCCGUCUGGUGAAGAAGAGAGAUCCUUGCUGCCACUCUCUCAGAGUACUAUUGUCAUUACUGCGUUGAUGACGCUUCUUGCUGGCUGCGGCAUUUUUAUCGUUGCCUAUCCUAAACGAGCCCAGCUUGAUGCCACUCCAGAAGAGCAAGUUCCAUCCAGGAUCAUGAAAGCUACAGAAACAGCAACACAGACCACUCGGAAAAGAUUGUCCAACAACAACUAUCAGGAUAAUUCUUCUGAGAAUGGGAAAAUUCAGCCAGUCAAAAACAGGACAGGUAGCACAGGGAGUGAAGAAAUUGUUGUUGGGAAGAUUUCUUUCAAUGUAAAAGAGGUACUUGGCAGAGGAGCAGGAGGAACCUUUGUGUUCAGGGGGCAAUUUGAUGACCGCCAUGUAGCCAUUAAGCGCAUCCUGCCGGAAACAGUUGGAGUAGCAGAGCGGGAGGUACAGUUGCUUCGAGAAUUAGACCAGCACCCCAAUGUUAUUCGCUACUUCUGUACUGAAAGGGAUGAACAAUUUUAUUAUAUUGCAACAGAGCUCUGUGCAACCACUUUGCAGGAGUACAUUGAAAGUACAAGAAGUGAAGCUUGUGACCUGGACUCUGUCACCAUCCUGCAUCAGACGGCUUCUGGCCUGUGUCACUUACACUCCCUAAAUAUUGUACACAGGGAUCUGAAACCCCGGAACAUAUUGAUUUCCCAGCCCAAUGCUCUUGGAAAGGUGCGGGUGGUCAUUUCUGACUUUGGACUGUGUAAGAAGCUGCCGCCCGGUAGUCACAGUUUUAGCCUGCGCUCAGGAAUUCCAGGAACUGAAGGCUGGAUUGCCCCUGAGAUCCUGCUGGACAAACGUAAGAAUAAUCCUACAUAUGCUGUAGAUAUAUUCUCAGCUGGCUGUGUGUUCUACUAUGUUGUUUCACGAGGCCAUCAUCCUUUUGGAGAAGCACUACAGCGGCAGGCUAACAUCUUGUCUGGCAUCUACAUGCUGGACCAACUGUUGGAUAACCAGCAGGAAGACUUGCUUUCCAGACACUUGAUUGAACAGAUGAUCAGCAGUGACCCUCAGUUGCGACCAUCUAGUGAAGGUGUUCUGAAGCACCCAUUUUUCUGGAGUCGUGCUAAACAGUUGCAGUUUUUUCAGGACGUGAGUGAUCGCAUUGAGAAGGAGCCAUCUGAUGGCCUAUUAGUGGGCCAGCUUGAGUCUGGAGCUAGACGGGUAGUCAGAACCAACUGGAGGAUGUACAUUUCCCCACCACUACAACAAGAUCUGCAGAAGUUUAGGAGUUACAAGGGAAAUUCUGUGCGAGACCUGCUGAGAGCAAUGCGGAAUAAGAAGCAUCAUUUUCUGGAGCUGCCACCAGAUGUACAGGAGACCCUUGGAGAAGUGCCCGAUGGCUUUGUUCACUACUUCACAUCUCGUUUCCCUCAGCUUCUCUUGCAUACAUAUAAGGCUUUAGGAACUUGUGCCUCAGAGAGCCUUUUUCACCCUUACUAUCCACCUUAAUGAGUUAGAGAUGCAAGACUAGACUUUUAUACAAUUUUUAACUGAGAAAAUGCUUUUUUUCUUUUUAAAAAUAUCAAUGAUAGGCCAAAUUAACUGUGUGCUGUAAAUAUGUGUAUUAAAGUUGUGAAUAAACCA
Molecule: messenger RNA, 2972 nt
Organism: Erpetoichthys calabaricus (reedfish)
Lineage: Eukaryota; Metazoa; Chordata; Cladistia; Polypteriformes; Polypteridae
Gene: ern2
Product: endoplasmic reticulum to nucleus signaling 2
Exons: 21
Coding region: 108-2837 (909 amino acids)
Biological process (GO): intrinsic apoptotic signaling pathway in response to endoplasmic reticulum stress; mRNA processing; protein phosphorylation
Cellular component (GO): IRE1-TRAF2-ASK1 complex
Molecular function (GO): ATP binding; RNA endonuclease activity; protein serine/threonine kinase activity
Source: RefSeq, a predicted model, not a curated record